Anguilla anguilla (European eel) is the source of this 2692-nucleotide messenger RNA. It is a transcript of the gene zbtb16b, whose product is annotated as zinc finger and BTB domain containing 16b. Gene Ontology annotation, molecular function: RNA polymerase II cis-regulatory region sequence-specific DNA binding; protein binding; DNA-binding transcription factor activity, RNA polymerase II-specific. Bases 571 to 2574 code for a protein of 667 amino acids. NCBI's taxonomy places the organism in Eukaryota, Metazoa, Chordata, Actinopteri, Anguilliformes, Anguillidae. Gene Ontology annotation, biological process: regulation of transcription by RNA polymerase II. The record is from RefSeq and is a predicted model, not a curated record. The transcript is spliced from 7 exons.
GAAGUUAGUUUCUAGAAUAUUUGAAGUGGGAUAUAUGCAGUUGAAAAGAUGUAAAGUUGACGUAACAGGCUGGUUUAGUAUUCAGGAGAUCACAACAGGGGAAACGUGAGGUCUGGUCGUAUUCUACAGUUCAUUACACACCAGACAGUGUGACAUGUUACGACUCUGAGUAACGGAGGCUUUCUACAAUAAAGCAUCAGUAUGUUUACAGGAUUUAAAUGAUGUUAUAGGUGUGCUGUAACAAUAUUUUUGAUUGCUCUUGAGGGGGUGUUGAUAAGUUUAAAAGUGAAGAUCAAGGCUUCGCGCUCUUGAUACGCUGGCGAAGUGAUGAGGUGUAAUUGUUUAUAGCUGGUGAAUAUUAGCAAACUAAAUCUACCAGAAGACCUACUGGAAUUAAAUUACACAUUGGAACACCGGCGUAUUGGAUUCCUUAACGAAGAUUGAACUUUUUCUGGUUUACGCGAAAGACGACGCAGGACUGCCAGGCGGACAGACGACAGUGCUGGGGGAAGGGCGGGGCUUUGAAAGGCAGGCCCUGAUGAGUUGGUUUGCCGGUCGCUGGGUAACGUUAUGGAUUUGACUAAAAUGGGCAUGAUCCAGCUGCAGAACCCCGGGCAGCCCGCGGCGCUCCUGCAGAAGGCCAACCAGAUGCGGCUGGCGGGGACGCUCUGCGACGUGGUCAUCCUGGUGGACGGCCAUGAGUUCCGGGCCCACCGGACCGUGCUGGCCUGCACCAGCAAGAUGUUCGAGAUCCUGUUCCACCGCAACAGCCAGCACUACACCCUGGACUUCCUCUCGCCAAAGACCUUCCAGCAGAUCCUGGAGUACGCCUACACGGCCACCCUCCAGGCCCGCGUGGAGGACCUGGACGACCUGCUGUACGCGGCCGAGAUCCUGGAGAUCGAGUACCUGGAGGAGCAGUGCCUGAAGAUCCUGGAGACCAUCCAGGCCUCCUCCGAAGACAACGAGGGCGAGGCCAACGCGCACGAGCGGGACGGCGGGGGGGCGGAGGAGGACGGCGGCGAGCGCCGCGCGAGGAUAGGGAGGUGCGCCUUGCUCCCCAAGAAGCAUUCCGCGGAGGAGGAGGGGGGCGGCGGGUACGGGUACGGAGACGCGGCCCAGCGGAGCCUGGCUCUGGCCGGCAUGGUGGAGCAGAGCCCGUCCGUCUCCACGUCCUUCGGCGUCGCGGCCGGCAGCCCCACCAAAGCGGCCGUGGACAGCCUGAUGAGCAUGGGGCACUCCCUCCUGCAGGGCGCGUCCCGGCACGACGCCCGGGCCAGCCCCCGCCCCCCCUCGGGGAAGAUCAAGACGGAGGCCAUGCAGGUGGACGAGGCGUCGGGGCGGGACGGGACCCCGGGGGGCGGGGAGAAGAACGGGGAGGCGGAGCGGGGCAGGGACGACCCCGGCACCCCCACGCGCGGCAGCGUCAUCACCAGCGCCCGCGGGCUGCACUACGCGCGGGAGGACGGCGGGCCCGACCCGCAGGGCGACGGGGGUCCCGCAGGGGAAGGCGUGACGGGCGGCCUGGUGGAGAAGCACCCUCCGUCCCUGUUCACCAUGACCCCGAACCACAAGGGCAACCCCCUGCUGUCCAUGCCCCCCUCCAUGGGGCCCCCCCUGCACAUGCCCCCCGGCCUGGCCAUGUCCAUGGACUUCGGCUCCUACGGGGCCCUCCUGCCCCAGUCCUUCAUCCAGAGGGAGUUCUUCAGCAAGCUCGGGGAGUUCACCGCCGUGGUCAAGCCGGCCAGCAGGAGCCCCGAUGAGCGCUGUGGGGUGUGUGGAGCAGACCUGCCUGACAGCGACGCCGUGGAGCAGCACAGGAAGCUGCACAGCGGGAUGAAAACCUAUGGGUGCGAGCUGUGUGGGAAACGCUUCCUGGACAGCUUACGUCUCCGGAUGCACUUGCUAUCUCACUCAGCUGGAGCGAAACCCUUCGUAUGCGAUCAGUGUGGGGCCCAGUUCUCCAAAGAAGACGCCCUGGAGACGCACAGGCAGACACACACAGGUUCUGACAUGGCCGUGUUCUGCCUGCUGUGUGGGAAGCGGUUCCAGACGCAGACGGCCCUGCAGCAGCACAUGGAGGUCCACGCCGGCGUGCGCAGCUACAUCUGCAGCGAGUGCAACCGCACCUUCCCCAGCCACACCGCCCUCAAGCGCCACCUCCGCUCCCACACGGGUGACCACCCGUUCGAGUGCGAGUUCUGCGGGAGCUGCUUCCGCGACGAGAGCACGCUGAAGGGCCACAAGCGCAUCCACACCGGGGAGAAGCCCUACGAGUGCAACGGCUGCGGCAAGAAGUUCAGCCUCAAGCACCAGCUGGAGACGCACUACCGCGUGCACACAGGUGAGAAGCCCUUCGAGUGCAAGCUGUGCCACCAGCGGUCGCGGGACUACUCGGCCAUGAUCAAGCACCUGCGCACCCACAACGGGGCCUCGCCCUACCAGUGCACCAUCUGCCUGGAGUACUGCCCCAGCCUGUCGGCCAUGCAGAAGCACAUGAAGGGCCACAAGCCCGAGGACGUCCCCGCCGACUGGAGGAUAGAGAAGACCUACCUGUACCUGUGCUACGUGUAGAGCGGGCCCCGCCUGUACCCGCGCCUGUCAGUGUACGUGUACCCCCCCUGUCCCCUCCCCUCGUGCUGCGACAGAACAGACCCGCCCUCAGACCCCAAGGGGAAAAUGUACGUACAUG